CCGUUAGCUCCCGGCGAGUCCCACGAGCCAAUGCCUAGAGAGAGUUUCCGCGCCGCGGCGGCCCUCCGGUUUCCCCGCGGGGCCGGGAGAGGCGAGGAGGACGGCGGGGACAUGGGGCCCGGGGACCUGCGGAAGGACACAUCUGACAUGUCAUUUGAAGAGCUGUUGGAACUGCAGAACCAAGUGGGGACUAAGACAUACAAACAGUUGGUAGCUGGAAACAGUACUAAGAAGCUAGGUUCCAGACCACCUGUCCAAAAUGUGUGUGUUGCAGAUAAGCACAGGCCUCUGGAAAUGUCAGCCAAGGUCCGGGUGCCAUUUUUGCGUCAAGUUGUUCCCAUCAGUAAGAAGGUGGCCCGGGACCCCCGCUUUGAUGAUCUGUCAGGGGAAUAUAAUCCUGAGGUGUUUGACAAAACGUAUCAAUUCCUGGAUGACAUCCGAGCCAAAGAGAAAGAGCUCGUGAAAAAGCAGCUGAAGAAGCACCGUUCGGGGCAGGAGCACGAGAAACUGCAGCAGCUGCUUCAGAGAAUGGAGCAGCAAGAAAUGGCCCAGCAGGAACGCAAGCGGCAGCAGGAGCUGCGCCUGGCCCUGAAGCAGGAGAGGCGGGCUCGGGCCCAGCAGGGCCAUCGGCCAUACUUCCUGAAGAAAUCUGAGCAGCGCCAGUUGGUCCUAGCUGAGAAGUUCAAAGAGCUGAAACGCAGUAAGAAGUUAGAGAGCUUCUUGAGUCGAAAGAGGCGCCGAAAUGCAGGCAAGGACCGGAGACAUCUCCCUUUGAGCAAAGAGUAAUAAGGAACUAUUCUCAGCUCUGCCCCUGCCCCAGUGAGAAAUGGAUCUAUGGGGACAACUUGGGCGUGGCCUCUUCUGGUUCUUUUCUAUGCAAGGGCAAGGAUCAUAGCUGCCCUUGAGCUAGAUUGGCUCAAAGAUGACUAAAGGGCUCUUGGACUGCCCCAGGGUGGGACAAGAAGAGCAGCCCAACCUUCUGUCAUGGCACAUUUUCUCUGCUUGGAUCUGGUUCAUUACGGCCUCAUGUCUUCCCAUCCUUGCUUUAAACCAGUGAUCGUGGUAUAGAAGAAAAAAGGCCAGUGAGUGAGUGAGUGAGCUUGAGGCUGGUGAAGGCUGUGAAGUGUGUCGACAGCUCCCAGUGCUGGGACUUUAUGUAAGAGCCAAAUCAUAAACAUUCCUGUUACUCUUCUUUUUAUUCUUUUUUUUGGUGGGGUUUUCGAGCAGCCUAGAUACGGUUUCACUGGGCCGCCUGUGGGGGCUGGCAGCAAACUUAAGGCUCCCCAUAAAGUGGGAAGUCAGACCAGAGACCCCUCCCACUUAACCCUCAAAGAAGACAGGAUCAUUGCAAGAGGAAACCACUCC
Molecule: messenger RNA, 1365 nt
Organism: Hyaena hyaena (striped hyena)
Lineage: Eukaryota; Metazoa; Chordata; Mammalia; Carnivora; Hyaenidae
Gene: RRP36
Product: ribosomal RNA processing 36
Exons: 7
Coding region: 31-786 (251 amino acids)
Biological process (GO): maturation of SSU-rRNA from tricistronic rRNA transcript (SSU-rRNA, 5.8S rRNA, LSU-rRNA)
Cellular component (GO): 90S preribosome; nucleolus
Source: RefSeq, a predicted model, not a curated record